CUCCAGCCUCCAGCUUUUAGAAGGUCCAGCUGCUCUCUUCGCGUUCGGAGGAUAGAACCUUGAGCUCCCCAACGUUCUAUCGUUAAAGGAACAGCGUCAAAGUAACGGGAGGGAGGGGGGAAAGUAACUAAAAGUAACUAAAAGUAAUUAAAAGGAGAAAAGGACAGGCAAGAUGAGGGAAAUCGUGCACAUUCAAGCUGGGCAAUGUGGUAACCAGAUCGGUGCAAAGUUCUGGGAGGUGAUCAGUGAUGAACAUGGAAUUGAUCCCACUGGUACCUAUCAUGGGGACAGUGACCUACAGCUUGAUCGCAUCAGUGUUUACUACAAUGAGGCCACUGGUGGCAAAUAUGUUCCUCGUGCCAUCUUGGUUGAUUUGGAGCCAGGAACUAUGGACUCUGUAAGGUCUGGACCUUUUGGCCAGAUUUUCCGACCAGACAAUUUUGUAUUUGGCCAGAGUGGAGCUGGUAACAACUGGGCCAAAGGUCACUAUACAGAAGGUGCUGAGCUGGUGGAUUCAGUCCUGGAUGUAGUGAGGAAGGAAGCAGAGAGCUGUGAUUGUCUCCAAGGUUUCCAGCUGACCCACUCUCUGGGUGGUGGAACCGGUUCAGGCAUGGGCACCUUACUGAUCAGCAAGAUCCGGGAAGAGUACCCUGACCGCAUCAUGAACACCUUCAGUGUUGUGCCAUCUCCCAAGGUCUCCGAUACAGUGGUUGAGCCAUAUAAUGCCACCCUCUCUGUGCACCAGCUGGUGGAGAACACAGACGAAACCUACUGCAUUGACAAUGAAGCCCUUUACGACAUCUGCUUCCGGACCCUCAAGCUUACCACUCCUACCUAUGGUGACCUGAACCACCUGGUUUCAGCCACUAUGAGCGGUGUGACUACCUGCCUCCGGUUCCCUGGACAGCUGAACGCCGACCUCCGUAAACUAGCGGUCAACAUGGUUCCCUUUCCCCGACUCCACUUCUUCAUGCCUGGCUUUGCCCCCUUGACCAGCCGUGGUAGCCAACAGUAUCGGGCCCUGACAGUGCCAGAGCUGACACAGCAAGUUUUUGAUGCCAAGAACAUGAUGGCAGCCUGCGACCCCCGCCACGGGCGCUACCUGACAGUGGCAGCUGUCUUCCGAGGACGCAUGUCCAUGAAGGAGGUAGAUGAGCAAAUGUUGAAUGUCCAGAACAAGAACAGCAGCUACUUUGUUGAAUGGAUCCCCAACAAUGUCAAAACAGCCGUUUGCGACAUCCCUCCCCGAGGUCUCAAAAUGGCAGUCACCUUUAUCGGUAACAGCACAGCCAUUCAAGAGCUGUUCAAGCGUAUCUCCGAGCAGUUCACAGCUAUGUUCCGCCGUAAGGCCUUCCUCCACUGGUACACAGGUGAGGGCAUGGACGAGAUGGAGUUCACAGAAGCAGAGAGCAACAUGAAUGACCUGGUCUCUGAAUACCAGCAAUACCAGGAUGCCACAGCUGAGGAAGAGGAGGAUUUCGGUGAAGAGGCUGAGGAGGAAGCUUGAGGUUAACCUGCUACCAUUUUAAGAAAGAAGUUAAAUAAAUAAAUCCGCACAAAAUAAAAAUUAAAGAAAAAUUGCA
Sceloporus undulatus (fence lizard) is the source of this 1583-nucleotide messenger RNA. RefSeq names its product tubulin beta class I (gene TUBB). Bases 173 to 1507 code for a protein of 444 amino acids. Gene Ontology annotation, cellular component: microtubule; cytoplasm. The transcript is spliced from 4 exons. The record is from RefSeq and is a predicted model, not a curated record. Gene Ontology annotation, molecular function: structural constituent of cytoskeleton; GTP binding; GTPase activity. Gene Ontology annotation, biological process: mitotic cell cycle; microtubule cytoskeleton organization. Lineage: Eukaryota; Metazoa; Chordata; Lepidosauria; Squamata; Phrynosomatidae.